AUGAAAAGCAACGCCCUGUCCGGUAACUUUGGCUCGCAAGUCUUUCGCGAGCGCUGGGGCGACUGCCGCCUCGAAGCAGACCUGGAAGACUCUUUGCUCCCGCUCUACCGCUCCCAGCGCGAUUUAUCACGGCUGCCCGUGCUGCCCCUCGCCCACACAGUCGCGUUGUGCCCCUCGACGCGCUCGACGCUCGUGCAUUCCUCGACGAACGCAGGAUUCUUGGAGCUCGUGGAGCCGCGUUCGCGACAAGUGCUGAUUUUUGAGGCGCUGUGCUUUCAGUUGGGUCGGAUACUGGACGCUGCCGAAGCUGCCGAGACGGCAGUGGGUGUGCUGACAACGCAGGACCGAGACACGUGGGCAGAUGCCCGCCAGAAAUCGAUUCGAGCAUCGUCGAUGAACGAGGAGUCGUUGCGGAUCAUUGAGAGCUCGUUACUGAUACUCAAACUCGACUAA
Messenger RNA from Hyaloperonospora brassicae, 453 nucleotides. NCBI's taxonomy places the organism in Eukaryota, Oomycota, Peronosporomycetes, Peronosporales, Peronosporaceae. The record is from the annotation of a GenBank genome assembly.